GAGACCUUCGGGGCGCCCGCGCUAAGGCGGCAAGCCUGGCCGACGACCGCCGUGAGACGCGUAGUGUCAUUAUUUCUCGUCGUGCUGGCACUUCGCAUUUCCUCUAUGCUCCAUGCUUAACGGUUCGCGUGGACAAGUACAAAAUGCCUGAGCAGAGGCAACGCAGAGAUGAGCCGGAGCAGAACUCCGGCUUGAAAGCCGCCAUCCAGGGUCUCGGUAUUUUCUUCUUAAUGCAGUUUAUUGUCGGCCAGUUCUUUGGAAAACAGCAAGGCGGCUCGUCCCAGAACGCAGUUGUGCCUGCGUUUUCUGAUCGAGCCGAUAGAAGCGAGAUAUCGAGCUACAGCUUCAUUCCUGAUAAUGUUGCUCCGGUAUGGCCAACGAACAGCUCCCUGGACAUGAGUAUCUAUGUCUCGCCCUCGACCGUACUGCCAACUUUCAAUGCCAUUCCACGAGAUGCACUGGUCCUUGAGGAAAAGAACUUCACGAUGGGUAACUACAGUGAUACUCGAGAAAUCGAUACUACCAUUAAGGUUCCCAAAGAGGCCCAGCAGAACGGGACUCUUUGGGCUCACUUCUACGUUGGUAUUUCCGGUAGUCAGCUUGAUCCCUUGGCAAAGGACUAUUCUCCGGAAAAGGCUUACCAUUUCCUUCGUCCUCUCAACCAAUAUCUUCCUAAGAGGAAAACCAAGAAGCUCAAGAAUCUUCUUACUGAUGAGGACGAUGCGGAAGAACCGGAGGACGAUACCCCUGCCAUCCAGAUCGUUUCUUACUACCACCCGAACUUCACUGUCUCUGUUGUCCCUGAUACUGGCGUUCAGAAGUUUCGAAUGAUGGCUCCCGCAAUUCGGCAGCAUCUGGAACUCGAGAGUACUGGUGCUAGAGACAUUACUGGACAGAACGGAUGGUAUUACCCCGUUAUUUUCCUCAACAAGUUCUGGCAGCUUAGAAGCCAUAUGACCGAGCUGAACUCCACCGUCGACACUGUCCCGUUGCGUAUUACCCUGAACAAUCUGCAGAACUGGAAGUUUAGCCUUAUGGCUAGUAUCGACGAGGGCAUGAAGCAGAACGCGCGACAAGCUGCAACUGGAGGGCCUAUGCCCGCUGGAGGUGAUGGAAGCGAAUUCGAAGUUGCCAAGGAGAUCCUUUUGGACACUAGCGUCUGGUUGUUGGCCACGACUGGUGUUGUCAGUAUCCUACACAUGAUCUUUGAGACACUCGCCUUCAAGAACGAUAUUUCGCACUGGCGCAAGAAGAAAGACGUUGUCGGCACCUCAGUUCGCACUAUUCUUGCCAACGUCUUCAUGCAGACUGUUAUCUUCUUGUACCUUGUUGACAACAGCGAGGGAACUUCUUGGAUGAUUCUCGCCAGUCAAGGGUUUGGUAUUGUUCUGGAAGCCUGGAAGAUCACGAAGACGGUCGACGUACGCGUCAGACCUCCUCAGCCUGGCUCCACGUUCUCCUUUCUUCCAUACGUUAUUGUGUUUGAGGACAAACACAAGCUCACCGAGACCGAGCAGAAAACCAAGGAAUAUGAUGAGAUUGCGUUCAAGUGGCUCUAUAUCAUUGCUGUUCCCCUUCUGGGAGCGUACGCGAUCUACAGCCUCCUGUACAAGACGCACAAGUCGUGGUACUCUUACAUAAUCGAGACCCUUGUCGGAAGCGUCUACGCCUAUGGUUUCCUGAUGAUGGUGCCUAGUCUCUACAUCAACUAUCGUCUCAAGUCUGUUGCCCACAUGCCUGGCAAAGCCCUGACAUACAAGUUCUUGAACACUUUCAUCGAUGAUCUCUUCGCUUUCACCGUCAAAAUGCCGUGGCUCCACAGGCUGGCGACGGUCAGAGACGAUAUUAUUUUCUUCAUCUGGCUUUACCAAAGCUGGAAGUACAAGGUCGACUACACGCGUGUUAAUGAAUUCGGCCAGGGAGGCGAAAGUGACGAGGAGGAAGAGAAAGAAGCACCUGCGACUGAAGCUGAGAAGAAGACGGCGAAGGUGGCUUCCGGGAAAGAGGCCCCUAGCUCUUCUGCGCGCAGGAGAAAGUGAAAAUGACGCU
This is a messenger RNA of Paecilomyces variotii, 2049 nucleotides long. Its product is annotated as CLPTM1 domain protein. Gene Ontology annotation, cellular component: membrane; endomembrane system. The record is from RefSeq and is a predicted model, not a curated record. Lineage: Eukaryota; Fungi; Ascomycota; Eurotiomycetes; Eurotiales; Thermoascaceae. The transcript is spliced from 4 exons. The coding region runs from base 144 to 2039 and encodes 631 amino acids.